Corticium candelabrum is the source of this 1510-nucleotide messenger RNA. RefSeq names its product germ cell-less protein-like 1. Gene Ontology annotation, biological process: germ cell development. The transcript is spliced from 17 exons. Bases 34 to 1413 code for a protein of 459 amino acids. Gene Ontology annotation, molecular function: protein binding. The record is from RefSeq and is a predicted model, not a curated record. Lineage: Eukaryota; Metazoa; Porifera; Homoscleromorpha; Homosclerophorida; Plakinidae.
CCCGUACGUUGUCAGUCAGCUCCCAGUAGCUACAUGGGAAACAAACUGUCUGUAGAGCAUCGAGAGACUACGAAGCAAUCAAGUAAACGUCUACGGGAUGAAGAACUGGAAGACUCGACCGAGGAGCUUAUUUCCUCGCCACAGAGGAAGAAAAUGAAGACAACAUCAGCAUACAUAUUUGAUACAUUGUUUGUAAAUGGGGCAAAUUCUGACAUCAUUAUUGUGGCUUUAGGUGAAGAAUGGUUUUUGCACAAGAUUUAUUUACGCCAGUCACCAUACUUUGCUGGGAUGUUUAGUGGAAACUGGAAAGAGUCUGCAGAAUCGAAAGUAGCCAUUGACAUACUUGAUCCCAACAUUGAUGCCAAUGCUUUGAGAGUCGCAUUUGGAUCGAUGUAUAAGGAUGAUAUUGAGCUGUCUGUCACGUCUGUUAUAUCUAUUACUGCAGCAGCUUCAUUGUUUCAAAUGGAUGGGCUGCUUCAGGGGUGUGUGGAGUUCAUGAGCGAAAACAUCAUUGCUAAGACUGUUUGCAGUUUUUACAAAGCUGGUCAGAUGUAUUGUCUCAAGACUGUAGAAGCCAAAUGUUUUGAGUGGCUAGAGCAUUGCUUGUUGACAUCUCAAAGUGUCACCUUGCUACAGGAAUUAAGUAUUGAUUUGAUGUUGGCACUUGUCAAGUCUCCGCAGUUGUUUGUUAUGCAGGUUGAAAUGGACUUGUACAGUCUGUUGAAGCAGUGGUUGUACAUACAACUCAAUCCCGAUUCUAGUUGCGCAUCGAUAACAAAGCUUCAGGCAGAAUGCGAUCAAUAUUUUAGUCAAAGAGCUGAGAGUGAAGCAAUGUUAGAAACUGAGGCUGGAAAGCCAUAUCAGAGUGUAUUUGAAGCUGUCAGGUUACAGCAUGUGAUUAAUGAUAUAGCUUCGGCUCAAAUAUUGGACACGGACAGAAUAAUUCCUGAAAGUUGGCUGUCUUCUUUGUACAAACAGCAAUGGAGAAAAAUGUUGUCUAUGGACCAACGAAUGGAUCUUGAUCCAUCAGGGAUGACGGAUCAAGCAUUCGAUGAAAGUUGUGUUCGUUGUGGUCGUGUGUUGCAUCAGGAUGGAGAGUAUUGUUGGCGAUGGACAGGUUUUUCAUUUGGGUUUGAUUUUCUAAUCAUAUUCUCCAGUGGUCUCAUCUUUGUAAAGAGAAACACGCGAACUCAGCCGUGUUCAGCAGCAGUUAGUUUGUUGCCCAAGCGUACAGUUAUUGUAAGAACAACUGCUGCUUCGUCUGACAGCAAAGGCAGUUUAAUAUACAAAAAGACAACAGGCAAGAAGGAAAUGAGGUUGGGUCCAGAUGAACAAUCACUGAUAUUGUCGCUUGAUCCACCUGUGAGGUUCCCUUUGUACAUUUCUGUAAACAUGGCAAUGGUUAGAGUAUAACUAAUGUUCAUUGCAAACUAUUAAUUGAACGCAACAAGUUGUACAGUUGUAUGUCAAUUAACAAAACUGUACUGUACUUAACGAUUUAAAUAAAGAA